AUGUGGAAGGUGCCAGUUCUGUUUUUCAUUUUGGGAAGCGCAUCGUUCUGGGUCCUGGCAGAAGGAGCCAGCACGGUCCGGCCAGAAGAUGAUGUGACUACAGGUGUGAAAGAUGAGAAGACGACCCUGGGUGUGGAAGAUUACAUGACAACCCCAGCUGCCAGUAAAGAACCCUUGGCAACUCCGAGGCCGACAGGAACAGAGAAUGUAACACAAAGUCACAGAGAAGAUCUGCCAACAGGCGAAAGCACAACAGCCAAAAGCACACCUGUCCAGAGCACAACUGCCAAGACCACAGUCCAUACUCAUGUACCAGCAACUAGUCACUCCCAGGGGAAAAUAGAUGGAGAAAAACCGAAAGUCGCUCAGAAAGGUGGCUUGUCAAUGGGGACCCUGGUUGCAAUCAUUGUUGGCGUCUUACUAGGCAUCGCAAUCAUUGGUGUAAUCAUCCGUGUGAUUUACCGGAAAAUGUCGGGAAGAUACUCGCCCUAA
Molecule: messenger RNA, 492 nt
Organism: Rangifer tarandus platyrhynchus (Svalbard reindeer)
Lineage: Eukaryota; Metazoa; Chordata; Mammalia; Artiodactyla; Cervidae
Source: the annotation of a GenBank genome assembly